Impatiens glandulifera is the source of this 1008-nucleotide messenger RNA. RefSeq names its product two-pore potassium channel 1-like. The record is from RefSeq and is a predicted model, not a curated record. NCBI's taxonomy places the organism in Eukaryota, Viridiplantae, Streptophyta, Magnoliopsida, Ericales, Balsaminaceae. Gene Ontology annotation, biological process: potassium ion transmembrane transport; stabilization of membrane potential. Bases 46 to 702 code for a protein of 218 amino acids. Gene Ontology annotation, cellular component: plant-type vacuole membrane. Gene Ontology annotation, molecular function: potassium ion leak channel activity. The transcript has 2 exons.
AAAACAAAUGGAUUUCUCGAUGCUAUCUAUUUCUGCGCAGUAACCAUGACCACAGUCGGUUAUGGUGAUCUUGUGCCCAGCACUGUACUUUCAAAGCUCCUAGCAUGUGCUUUAGUCUUCACAGGAAUGGCUUUGGUUGGAUUCAUACUUAGCAAUGCUGCUGAUCAUUUAGUUGAAAAGCAGAAAAUUCUGUUAGUCAAGGCAUUGCAUAUUAAAAAUAAUGCUGGUCCAGAUGUGAUUGAAGCGAAAUACAAAUGUCUUAUUGUGUUGUCUGUUUUAUUGGUGAUGAUAGUAACCGGGACUAUUUUCUUUGUGAAAGUUGAAAAGUUUGAUUUAGUGGAUGCGUUCUAUUGUGUGUGUUCGACUAUUACCACUCUUGGAUAUGGAGACAAGAGCUUUUCUACGAAAGGUGGCCGUGUUUUUGCGGUGUUUUGGAUUUUGACCGCGACUAUAGUCUUAGCUCAGCUUUUUCUUUACCUUGCUGAGAUGUACACUGAGAGAAGACAAAGGAAAUUGGUGAAAUGGGUUCUUGAGGGAAAGAUGACUAGAAGGGAUUUGGAGAUUGCUGAUAUCGAUAAUGAUGGGGUUGUUGGGCCAGCUGAAUUUGCCAUAUAUAAGUUGAAGGAGAUGGGGAAGAUCAGUCAUGAAGAUGUCCUUUUGGUGAUGAAAGAGUUUGAUGGUUUUGAUUUUGAUCAAUCUUGAACAUUAUCCUGCUGUGACAUAACACUUUCCCAAUUGUCUUCUUCAAGGCAUUCCUAAACAGCAAAAGAUUAUGAGAUUUCGCUUCAAAAUAUUAAUCAAUGUAUUUGUUAGAAACUAGAGCUAGAGAAUCAUAAUAAAUGUGUCUUUUUUUAUUAUUUAAGAGAUUCUUGGAUUAUCCAAGUCUCUUAAAAUUAUCUCUAAUGAAUGAGACUCUUCAAAUCUCUUAUUUAAUGUCUAAGUUUUGUUUCACUAUAUAAGUUGAGUUAUUAUCGUGUCCUUAUUUUCAUAAGUUCAAUAAAAAUAAUU